Molecule: messenger RNA, 1353 nt
Organism: Auanema sp. JU1783
Lineage: Eukaryota; Metazoa; Nematoda; Chromadorea; Rhabditida; Rhabditidae
Source: the annotation of a GenBank genome assembly
AUGGGGGAGAAAGACUCAACGACUGUUCGUCAACGAUAUGUUGAUAAAGAUAAAAAAGCCAUGAGCGAUGACAGUGAUUUGGAUCAGAUGUUGCAAGAUGAAGAGAGUGAUUCUCCACGUGAAGCUGGAAAAGAUAAGUCGAUAGACAAAUUGACAGAAAUGAUUCCACAAGAUUCAGGGAGUAUGGGAGCUUUUGUAGAUUCGCUUUUGGAUACCUUGCCACCAAGGUGGAAGAAUUGGAUUGUACGGGGGGUCUUCACCAUAAUCAUGGUAUCUUGCUUCACUUUCAUAGUCAAUCGAGGAUUAACAUGGCUAAUGGGAUUGGUAUUCAUCAUUCAAAUUAAGUGUUUCCAAGAAAUUAUAAGCAUUGGUUUGAUCGUUUAUCGUCUUUACGAUUUUCCAUGGUUUAGAGCAUUAUCAUGGUACUUCUUGUUGACUAGCAACUAUUUCUUCUUCGGAGAGAGUCUUAUUGAUUACUGGGCUAUCCUUUUAAGGAAAGAUAAUUUCCUGCAAUUCCUCGUCUCUUAUCAUAGAUUGAUUAGCUUUGCUCUAUACUGUAUAGGCUUCGUAUCUUUCGUUUUGUCUCUGCGUAAAGGAUAUUAUAUGAGGCAGUUUUCUUUGUUUGCUUGGACUCAUAUUAGCUUGCUUCUCAUUGUGAGUCAGUCAUUCUUGAUCAUUAAGAACAUUUUCCAAGGACUCAUAUGGUUUUUGGCUCCUGUAACAAUGAUUAUCUGUUGUGAUGUCAUGUCUUACAUGUUCGGAUUUUUCUGGGGUAAAACUCCUUUGAUUAAACUAUCUCCUAAAAAGACUUGGGAAGGAUUCAUUGGAGGAGCUGUGAGUACAGUUCUUUUUGGAAUCUUGCUCUCGUAUGCUCUUAGUUCUCGUCCUUUCUUCGUUUGCCCAGUUGAAGAUUAUUAUAUUGACAAUACAAACUGUACUAUACCCUCUUCGUUCCAACUACAAGUAUUCGACAUUCCUCGUCCAUUUUCAUGGAUUUUCAAAGUACUCAGGAUGGCACCUCAAAUCUCUUUUACACCUUUCAUGGUUCAUUCCAUUGUUAUGGCUUUGUUUGCUAGUUUGUUGGGACCUUUUGGAGGAUUUUUCGCUAGUGGUUUCAAGAGAGCUUUCAAAAUAAAGGAUUUCGGGGAUGUUAUUCCUGGACAUGGAGGAUUGAUGGAUAGAUUCGAUUGCCAACUUCUCAUGGGAACUUUCGUGAAUGUAUAUAUUCAUUCCUUCAUAAGAAAUCCUGUGCCUGGACGUCUAGUCAGUCAAGUUUUGAUGCUACGAACUGAAGAGCAAUUAGAUGUAUUCCAUACUCUACAAGAUGAACUUUUAAAAGCUGGACUACUCUGA